AUGGUUCGCGCAAGCCAACGGGAAACCAGUGCGUUUUCAGGGCCUCCCAGCAGGCUGCUCCAAUUCCAAUUCCAUUCAAUCGAAACGGGAGCGCGUUCGCCGCGAGACAGCUUCCAGUUGGAUUACUCAAUCGACUUCUUCAAGACGUAUAUCGAUACGCAGCGUUUCUACGCCGGCCACAAGUUGGAUUUCAAACAUCAGAGUUGUGCCGGCGGCCCUGGUUCCGGUGGUGGUGUCAGCGGUGGUGGUGGUGGCGGCGCCUCCGGAGGAGUCGUCGUCGGCGGCACCAACAGCAUCAACAACAACAACAACAACAGCAACUCGGCAACACAGCAGCAGCAACAGCAGCAACAACAGCAGCAACAGCAGCAAUCCGCCAGCAACGGCGGCACCUCCACCUCCGCGGCCUUGUCCCUUGCCCACCCGCACGCCCACAGCAGUCACGCCCACAGCGGCCACGCCCACAGCAGCCACGCCCACGCCCUAGCGGUAGCGCACGGCCAUCACGGAUUGCUGCCGUCGGUGCCGCAACAACAGCAGCAGCAGCAACAGCAACAGCAGCAGGCGCAACAGUUGCCGCCGGGCGUGGGAGUCGCCAGUCCGCUGCAGCAGCAGCAGCAGCAACAGCAGCAGCAGCAGCAGCAACAACAGCAGCAGCAGCAACAGCAGCAGCAGCAGCAGCUGAUCAACAACGGAGGCGUCUCCUCCGGAACGCCCACGCUGCUCAUUGGCAACGGACCCAGCUCCUCGGGAGCGGGAUCAGGAUCGGUGUCCGCCGCAGCAGCGGCAGCAGCAGCAGCAGCGGCCGCCUCCUCCUCCUCCAUCUCCACCAUCUCCUCCAUUCCCCACGUGGCGCCGCACAGCCUGGGCCUCAGUCCGCAGUCCAGCGCCGAUUCGCAGCAGUUCAACAUAUUCCCGGCGAUCUUCAGCCGGCAGCUGAACUUCUCGGCCGGCGGACAGGCGGGCAAGCUGAGUAUGGACGAGCUGCGUCCGAACCUGGUCGGCGGACUGCUGGGGCUGCAGCAGGGCCUGCUGGAGGACCAUGCCAGCAUGCAGCACGGCGGCGUGGGGCAGGACACCAAGUUCAUGUCCUUCCAGGAUCAGCGGCUGAUGGGCAUUGGGGGAUCGCACGAGAACCGGCUACUGAGCCUGGCCAGCUCCGUGCAGGACACACGCUCGCCGAUCACCACGCUGGAGAAGUCGUCCUCGUCCUCGCUGAACCACCAGCGCAAGUGCAGCAGCACGCCGGAGGACUUCAGUGCCCUCUACUCGGGCCUGCCCACGCCGGGCAUGGACUCCUCUUCGCACCACCACACGCCGGCGCACACGCCGCCCUCGCGCCUCUCCGAUCACACCAUCUCGGCGGAAGGUGCAUUCAAGAAGCUCAAGCCGGAACCCAACAGCGGCCUGUCGACGGUUUCCGCCGGCAUCACCUCGCCCGGAAGUGGAUUAUCAUCGCUCAGUCAGCACGCCGGCCACACCCCAACCACAGCGUCCUGUCCGACGCCCGCCAGGCGGAGACAUCGGACCACAUUCACACAGGAACAAUUAGCGGAACUGGAAGCAGCGUUCGCCAAAUCCCAUUAUCCGGAUAUUUACUGCCGCGAGGAGCUGGCGCGAACAACAAAGCUGAACGAGGCGCGGAUUCAAGUCUGGUUUCAGAACCGCCGUGCCAAGUACCGCAAGCAGGAGAAGCAGCUGCAGAAGGCGCUGGCACCGUCUGUGAUCCCAUCCUGCAACGGGAUGAUGCGGAACAUCCAGGGCUACAGCGUCUCGCGCGGCUACCAACCGUAUCCGCAUCACAACACCAUGAACCGCUAUCCCCAGGACCUGUUCCAAAUGGGCGCCUCCUCGUAUCCGGGCAUGACGCAACCAUUCUCCAUGGCGCACAGCACGAACAUGGGCUCCGUUGGAGUGCGUCAGGACUCGAUGGGAAUGUCGCCGGAGGACGAGUGGUACAACAAGAGUUUGUCCGCCCUGCGGAUGAACUCUUCGCAUCAUCCCAACCUGUCAGCCCCAAUGCUGCAAUACCAGACAUAAUCAAAAACCUUUGACGACUUCUUUUAAAAGAUCGCACCUUAACCGCCUUGAAAGUGGGCCGUUGAUGUGCGCUGUUUUAAGGGAGAGUGCGUCAAUCGUUAUCCUGUAACAACAUGCAAGCUUCUCUAUCUAUAUCUAUGCAUAUAUCGCUGUAUAUAUGUACAUAGUAUAUAUACGAGUGUGUGUCAGUCAGUCAUUAGUCUCCAGCCCCAGGAUGCGGGAUGUUUAUCAUCGCCACUGAUUCGGAUCGCUCCGAGAUCGAUAUCAAAAUCGUUCAUUGUCGCUUUCAGCUGUGGGCGGGAUUUACUCAUAAGACUUGUUGAUAUUAUUAUGUGUUUUUUUUCUCCUUUUUUUUUUUGGACAAACAAGAUCCAAAUCGAAUAAGAGGGGCAGAAGGUUGAGGGCCAGGGAGUCAGAGGUAAACAAAUACAAGUGGAAGAUAUUGUAAUAGGCAACUAGUCAUAGUAACUAAGCAAAUUGUGUAUUGAGAUUUUAUCGUGGCAUUAUAAAAAGUAAAAUAAAAGCACAAAUCGUGCAUAUAUAUAAAUCUAAAUAAAUACAUAUAUACUAAAGUAUAUACUAGCGAUAGCAUAAGUCAGGUUGCUUAGCCCCCAGAACACCUCCCCCAACGGAGCGCAGUCUGAUCCGAUCAGAUCUACUCCUAGCUCCUAGCUCCUAGCUCCUAGAUCUCCGUGCUCCAUGCAACUCUUUGGUUGCUUUCACCGACUUUUCAUUGCCUGCUCACUACUCAUUAAAUAUAGCUUACUCAAACAUACGACGUACAUAUAGCUCCUCCACCCAUCUGACCGUUCAUAAACUCGAAGUGCACAGAAAACCAGAGCAAGCAUCCGCAGGCCAAACCCAAACGACUACAACUACAAAACUUUCUAACUAAUUCAAGGUGUGUCGAACUAAUUAUAAGAUGAUUUUUUUUAGCUAAGCAAUGCAUUAACGAGUUAUAUUUAAUAAUAAUACUAAACAAAACAAAACAAAAAACAAAACAAACGGAAACCAAUAAAAUACAUCACCUAUAUAUAUUUAAAUACGAAAAAAACAACAAGCCAAACGAAAACUACAAGACGCAUGUUUAACAAAUUAUGCCAGACACAGCAAGAAUGGAAAUAAUAAAAAUA
Molecule: messenger RNA, 3173 nt
Organism: Drosophila rhopaloa
Lineage: Eukaryota; Metazoa; Arthropoda; Insecta; Diptera; Drosophilidae
Product: homeobox protein goosecoid
Biological process (GO): regulation of transcription by RNA polymerase II
Molecular function (GO): DNA-binding transcription factor activity, RNA polymerase II-specific; RNA polymerase II transcription regulatory region sequence-specific DNA binding
Source: RefSeq, a predicted model, not a curated record